This is a messenger RNA of Camelus dromedarius (Arabian camel), 12816 nucleotides long. RefSeq names its product cadherin EGF LAG seven-pass G-type receptor 3 (gene CELSR3). Gene Ontology annotation, molecular function: secondary active sulfate transmembrane transporter activity; G protein-coupled receptor activity; calcium ion binding. Lineage: Eukaryota; Metazoa; Chordata; Mammalia; Artiodactyla; Camelidae. Gene Ontology annotation, biological process: homophilic cell-cell adhesion; transmembrane transport; cell surface receptor signaling pathway. Gene Ontology annotation, cellular component: plasma membrane. The record is from RefSeq and is a predicted model, not a curated record.
GGGUUCCACGUGGCAUUCCAGAGCACUCGAGACUCGCCGCCUGGAGACGGGUGUAGCUCCCAGCCCAGGAGACUGCUGUGGGUCGGCAAGGCCGGGAAGAGUUUGGCCUCUGCUGUCGCCUCGGGCAGGUCACCUCCUAUCCCUGCUCCGUGGGGCGCUCCAAGCAGAUGGUCGCGACAUGUUUCACGACUUAAAACUCAAUGACCGAAUAGUUAAAGCUAUUUUGGGGGCUGGGGGCGCCCCAGGCCCCGUCACGCCAUCGUCCCCUCCAAACCCAGGGUUCCACAUGGUAUUCCCACCCAAUAGUCGUGAGAACGCGUUCUCUGCAUGUCAUGGGCACCAAAUUUUCAGACCAAAAUCCGGGACAGGCAGGGUUUGGAGCCAGUGCUCAGGAAGGGGGACAAGAGAUACGCAAGCAGGAAAGGCUGGGAGACGGAGCUGGGACAGCGCUCUAGAGGGAGGGAGCCAGGAGGAGCUGGGGGGCUGCAAGGGCCAAGGCUGGGACCCGGGGGUAGUUGCCGCUACUGGGCCAGGGGCGCGGAUCGGUGGCGGAGCCUUAGCUCUUUGUCCCGAGCCGCCUGGGGUCCGAGAGGAUGGAGAGCCUGGCCUGGGAUUCAGGGAACCUGCCUUCGUGGGGCACCGAAGGGAAAAGCAAAGCGCCCAAAGCGGUCGAAAGCCCUCUGAGCAGCCGAGGCUGGAAGCGGAAUACGGGGUCCAGGCAUUUGGCAGCCGCGGGCGGGAGACAGGACAAGGACCAGGGUCUCUGUUAUGCUGGCGCCCAGAGGUCUCCUCUUGUGGGCGGACAGCGUCCUUGCGAAGAGAGAGUCUGUCGCCAGAGGCUUUGUCCCCAGGGGUCUUGGGUCCUGAGAACAGCUCUCCCUUCCCUUCGGACCUUCUCGUUCGGCUGCGUGGUUCCCAGUCGAUGUCCUCCCAGAGGAAUAUUGGGAGAAGUGAACCCAAAAAAGUGGGAAUCACGCGCUGCUGCGGGGAGUUGUGGGCGCCGGGGCGCAGGGGUCAGAGGGAGAGAACCGCGACAUUCCGAGCGAAGAGGACAGUCCCCCAGUCGGACUGCCCUCCCGAGGUUGCGGUAUCUGGCUCUGAGCUGGAUUCAGCACCUCGCACACCGAGGACAGCUCCCGCGCCUGGUUCAGCACCCCGCAAGUCUCGGACAGCUCCCGAGCCGACGCCCGAGCGCAUGCGCUCCCAUGGUCUCUUCCGCCGCCGCUUCCUCCCGCAGCGCCCCGGGCCGCGCCCCCCUGGGGUUCCAGCCCCGCCAGGAGUAUGGAGAAUGUCUCCAGCCGGCCGGGUCCGUCCCCGUCGCGCUGCGAACCGCCACCCACAGUUUCCUCAGUACAACUAUCAGGCGCUAGUGCCCGAGAAUGAGGCGGCGGGUACCGCGGUGCUACGCGUAGUGGCUCAGGACCCAGACGCGGGUGAGGCCGGGCGCCUAGUCUACUCGCUGGCUGCUCUCAUGAACAGCCGCUCUCUGGAGCUGUUCAGCAUCGACCCGCAGAGCGGCCUCAUCCGCACAGAGGCCGCUCUGGACCGCGAGAGCAUGGAUCGCCACUACCUGCGCGUGACAGCACAGGAUCACGGCUCGCCGCGCCUCUCAGCCACCACCAUGGUGGCCGUUACUGUGGCUGACCGCAACGACCACGCGCCGGUAUUUGAGCAGGCGCAAUACCGGGAGACGCUUCGUGAGAACGUGGAGGAGGGCUACCCUAUCCUGCAGUUGCGUGCCACAGACGGUGAUGCGCCCCCCAACGCCAACCUGCGUUACCGCUUUGUGGGGCCGCCGGCUGCGCGCGCGGCCGCAGCCGCCGCCUUCGAAAUUGAUCCGCGCUCGGGUCUCAUCAGCACCAGUGGUCGCGUGGACCGCGAGCACAUGGAAAACUACGAGCUAGUAGUGGAGGCCAGCGACCAGGGCCAAGAGCCCGGGCCUCGGUCAGCCACCGUGCGUGUGCACAUAACUGUGCUGGACGAGAACGACAACGCGCCCCAGUUUAGCGAGAAGCGCUACGUGGCGCAGGUGCGCGAAGAUGUGCGCCCCCAUACGGUGGUGCUACGCGUCACGGCCACCGACCGGGACAAGGACGCCAACGGACUGGUGCAUUACAACAUCAUCAGUGGCAACAGCCGCGGUCACUUUGCCAUCGACAGCCUCACGGGCGAGAUCCAGGUGGUGGCACCUCUGGACUUCGAAGCAGAAAGAGAGUAUGCCUUGCGCAUCCGGGCUCAGGAUGCGGGCCGCCCACCGCUGUCCAACAACACAGGCCUGGCCAGCAUCCAGGUGGUGGACAUCAAUGACCAUACUCCUAUCUUUGUCAGCACUCCCUUCCAGGUCUCUGUCCUGGAAAAUGCACCUCUGGGCCACUCAGUCAUCCACAUUCAGGCAGUGGAUGCAGACCAUGGGGAGAAUGCCAGAUUGGAGUACUCCCUCACUGGUGUGGCACCUGAUACACCCUUUGUGAUAAACAGUGCCACUGGUUGGGUCUCUGUGAGUGGUCCCCUAGACCGCGAGUCUGUGGAGCAUUACUUCUUUGGUGUGGAGGCCCGAGACCAUGGCUCACCUCCUCUCUCAGCCUCAGCCAGCGUCACAGUGACUGUGCUGGAUGUUAAUGACAAUCGGCCUGAGUUCACGAUGAAGGAGUACCACCUACGGCUGAAUGAGGAUGCGACUGUGGGCACCAGUGUGGUCAGCGUGACUGCUGUAGAUCGUGAUGCCAACAGUGCCAUCAGCUACCAGAUCACAGGAGGCAACACUCGGAAUCGCUUUGCCAUCAGCACCCAGGGGGGUGUAGGUCUGGUGACACUGGCUCUGCCACUGGACUACAAGCAGGAACGCUACUUCAAGCUGGUGCUAACUGCAUCUGACCGUGCCCUUCAUGAUCACUGCUAUGUGCACAUCAACAUUACAGAUGCCAACACUCACCGACCUGUCUUUCAAAGUGCCCACUACUCAGUGAGUGUGAAUGAGGAUAGGCCAGUGGGUAGCACUGUAGUGGUCAUCAGUGCCUCUGACGAUGAUGUGGGUGAGAAUGCUCGAAUCACCUAUCUCCUGGAAGACAACCUGCCCCAGUUCCGCAUUGAUGCAGACUCAGGGGCCAUUACACUGCAGGCCCCACUGGACUAUGAAGACCAGGUGACCUACACGCUGGCUAUUACUGCUCGGGACAAUGGAAUACCACAGAAGGCAGACACUACUUACGUGGAGGUGAUGGUCAAUGAUGUGAAUGAUAACGCUCCACAGUUUGUGGCCUCCCAUUACACAGGGCUGGUCUCUGAGGAUGCCCCACCUUUCACCAGUGUCCUGCAGAUCUCAGCCACUGACCGGGAUGCUCAUGCCAAUGGCCGAGUCCAGUAUACUUUCCAGAAUGGGGAAGAUGGGGAUGGAGAUUUUACCAUUGAGCCCACCUCUGGCAUUGUCCGCACAGUGAGGUGGCUGGAUCGGGAGGCAGUGCCAGUGUAUGAACUGACUGCCUAUGCAGUGGACCGAGGUGUGCCCCCACUUCGGACUCCAGUCAGCAUCCAGGUGACAGUGCAGGAUGUUAAUGACAAUGCACCCGUCUUCCCGGCUGAGGAGUUUGAGGUGCAAGUGAAGGAGAACAGCAUUGUGGGCUCAGUGGUGGCCCAAAUCACUGCAGUAGACCCUGAUGAAGGUCCCAAUGCUCAUAUAAUGUACCAGAUCGUGGAGGGGAACAUCCCUGAGCUGUUCCAAAUGGACAUCUUCUCUGGAGAGUUGACGGCACUCAUUGACUUGGACUAUGAGGCUCGCCAGGAAUAUGUGAUUGUGGUGCAGGCCACAUCAACCCCUCUGGUCAGUCGGGCCACUGUGCACGUCCGCCUGGUUGACCAGAAUGACAACAGCCCUGUGCUCAACAACUUUCAGAUCCUCUUCAACAACUAUGUAUCCAACCGCUCAGACACCUUCCCCUCAGGCAUUAUUGGGCGCAUCCCAGCAUACGAUCCUGAUGUCUCUGACCACCUCUUCUACUCCUUUGAGCGGGGCAAUGAGUUGCAGCUGCUAGUGGUCAACCAGACCAGCGGGGAACUUCGACUCAGCCGCAAGCUAGACAACAACCGUCCACUGGUGGCCUCCAUGUUGGUGACUGUUACAGAUGGCCUACAUAGUGUGACAGCACAGUGUGUGCUGCGUGUGGUCAUCAUCACGGAGGAGCUGCUGGCCAACAGCCUGACAGUGCGCCUGGAGAACAUGUGGCAGGAACGCUUCCUAUCGCCAUUGCUGGGCCACUUCCUGGAAGGCGUGGCCGCGGUACUUGCCACACCCGCGGAGGAUGUCUUCAUCUUCAAUAUCCAGAACGACACGGACGUUGGGGGUACCGUGCUCAAUGUGAGCUUCUCGGCGCUGGCGCCGCGCGGAUCUGGGGCUGGGGCUGGCGCUGCGGGCCCCUGGUUCAGCUCUGAGGAGCUGCAGGAGCAGCUGUACGUGCGCCGCGCCGCCCUUGCCGCCCGCUCACUCCUGGACGUGCUGCCCUUUGACGACAACGUGUGCCUGCGCGAGCCCUGUGAGAACUACAUGAAGUGCGUGUCCGUGCUGCGUUUUGACUCGUCUGCACCCUUUCUGGCCUCGGCCUCCACGCUUUUCAGGCCCAUCCAGCCCAUCGCAGGCCUGCGCUGCCGCUGCCCGCCCGGCUUCACCGGAGACUUCUGCGAGACGGAGCUCGACCUCUGCUACUCCAACCCAUGCCGCAAUGGCGGCGCCUGCGCGCGGCGCGAGGGAGGCUACACCUGUGUCUGCCGCCCGCGCUUCACAGGCGAAGACUGUGAGUUGGACACGGAGGCCGGACGCUGCGUGCCCGGCGUCUGCCGCAACGGGGGUACCUGCGCGGAUGGGCCCGACGGCGGCUUCCGCUGCCAGUGCCCAGCGGGUGGCGCCUUCGAGGGUCCGCGCUGCGAGGUGGCAGCACGCUCCUUCCCGCCCAGUUCGUUCGUCAUGUUCCGCGGCCUGCGGCAGCGCUUCCAUCUCACGCUGUCCCUCUCGUUCGCCACCGUGCAGCCAAGCGGACUGCUGUUCUACAACGGGCGCCUGAACGAGAAGCACGACUUCCUGGCCUUGGAGCUCGUGGCUGGGCAAGUGCGGCUGACAUAUUCCACCGGUGAGUCCAACACAGUGGUCAGCCCCACAGUUCCAGGGGGCCUGAGUGACGGGCAGUGGCAUACAGUGCAUCUGAGAUACUACAACAAGCCCCGGACAGAUGCCAUGGGGGGUGCACAGGGCCCCUCCAAGGACAAGGUGGCUGUGCUGAGCGUGGAUGACUGCGAUGUGGCCGUGGCUCUGCAGUUUGGUGCUGAGAUUGGCAACUACUCAUGCGCAGCUGCUGGCAUGCAAACAAGCUCCAAGAAGUCCCUGGACCUGACGGGCCCUCUGCUCCUGGGGGGUGUCCCCAACCUCCCCGAGAACUUCCCCGUGUCCCACAAGGACUUUAUUGGCUGCAUGCGGGACCUGCAUAUUGAUGGCCGCCGAGUGGACAUGGCGGCCUUCGUGGCAAACAAUGGCACCACAGCAGGCUGCCAGGCCAAGCUGCACUUCUGUGACUCGGGCCCCUGCAAGAACAGCGGCUUCUGCUCAGAACGCUGGGGUGGCUUCAGCUGUGACUGCCCUGUGGGUUUUGGAGGCAAAGACUGUCGACUCACCAUGGCCCAUCCCCACCAUUUCCGUGGCAACGGCACACUGAGCUGGGACUUUGGAAAUGACAUGGCUGUGUCUGUGCCAUGGUACCUGGGGCUGGCGUUUCGGACACGGGCGACGCAGGGUGUCCUGAUGCAAGUGCAGGCUGGGCCACAUAGCACACUUCUCUGUCAGCUGGAUCGGGGGUUGCUGUCCGUGACGGUGACCAGGGGCUCGGGCCGAGCUGCCCACCUCCUUCUGGACAAGGUGACUGUCAGUGAUGGCCGAUGGCAUGAUCUGCGGCUGGAGUUGCAGGAAGAGCCGGGUGGCCGGCGGGGCCACCAUGUCCUCAUGGUCUCAUUGGACUUUAGUCUCUUCCAGGACACCUUGGCAGUGGGGAAUGAGCUGCAGGGCCUGAAGGUAAAGCGACUCCACGUGGGAGGCCUGCCCCCCAGCAGUGAUGAGGAGGCUCCUCAGGGGCUGGUUGGCUGUAUCCAGGGGGUAUGGCUCGGCUCCACACCUUCAGGAACUCCAGCCCUGCUUCCCCCGAACCACCGAGUGAAUGUGGAACCUGGCUGCGUUGUGACAAAUGCCUGUGCUUCUGGGCCCUGCCCACCCCACGCUGACUGCCGAGACCUCUGGCAGACCUUUUCCUGUACCUGCUGGCCAGGUUACUAUGGCCCAGGCUGUGUGGACGCCUGCCUCCUGAACCCCUGUCAGAACCAGGGGUCAUGCCGGCACCUCCCUGGGGCCCCCCAUGGCUAUAUCUGUGACUGUGUAGGUGGCUAUUUCGGGCACCACUGUGAGCACAGGAUGGACCAGCAGUGCCCACGGGGCUGGUGGGGGAGUCCAACGUGUGGACCCUGCAACUGCGACAUUCACAAGGGCUUUGACCCCAACUGUAACAAGACCAAUGGGCAGUGUCACUGCAAGGAGUUCCACUACCGACCACGGGGCAGUGACUCGUGCCUCCCAUGUGACUGCUACCCUGUGGGCUCCACCUCGCGCUCAUGUGCACCCCACAGCGGGCAGUGCCCCUGUCGCCCAGGAGCCCUUGGCCGCCAGUGCAACAGCUGCGACAGUCCUUUUGCAGAGGUGACAGCCAGCGGCUGCCGGGUGCUCUAUGAUGCCUGCCCCAAGUCCCUGAGAUCUGGUGUGUGGUGGCCCCAGACCAAGUUUGGUGUCUUGGCCUCAGUGCCCUGUCCUCGGGGGGCCCUGGGUACCGCCAUGCGGCUAUGCGAUGAAGACCAGGGUUGGCUGGAACCCGACCUCUUCAACUGUACUUCCCCCGCCUUUCGAGAACUCAAUCUGCUGCUGGAUGGCCUGGAGCUGAACAAGACAGUCUUGGAUACUGUGGAGGCCAAGAAGCUGGCUCAGAGGCUUCGGGAGGUAACCGGCCACACCGACCACUACUUCAGCCAAGAUGUCCGAGUCACUGCCCGCCUGCUGGCCCACCUGUUAGCCUUUGAGAGCCACCAGCAGGGCUUCGGGCUGACAGCCACACAGGACGCCCAUUUCAAUGAGAACCUGCUGUGGGCCGGCUCUGCACUGCUUGCUCCAGAGACCGGAGACUUGUGGGCGGCACUGGGGCAGCGGGCCCCGGGGGGCUCCCCGGGCAGCGCGGGGCUGGUACAGCAUCUGGAGGAGUAUGCGGCCACGCUGGCAAGGAAUAUGGAACUCACAUACCUGAAUCCUGUGGGGCUGGUGACGCCCAACAUCAUGCUCAGCAUCGACCGCAUGGAGCACCCCAGUCCCACCCGGGGGACCCGUCGCUACCCUCGUUACCACAGCAACCUUUUCCGGGGCCAGGAUGCCUGGGAUCCUCACACGCAUGUGCUGCUGCCUUCCCAGGCCCCACGGCCAUCCCCCGCUGAAGUUCUGUCCACAAGUGGCAGCAGCACUGAGAACUCCACCACCUUGAGUGUGGCUCCGCCACCGGCCCCCCCGGAGCCUGAGCCCGAGCCUGGGAUCUCCAUCAUCAUCCUCCUGGUUUACCGCACCUUGGGGGGGCUGCUCCCUGCCCAGUUCCAGGCUGAGCGCCGGGGUGCCAGGCUUCCCCAGAACCCUGUUAUGAACUCCCCGGUGGUCAGCGUGGCUGUAUUCCAUGGACGCAACUUCCUAAGGGGUGUCCUGGAGUCCCCGAUCAGCCUUGAGUUCCGCCUGCUACAGACUGCGAAUCGCAGCAAGGCCAUCUGUGUGCAGUGGGACCCGCCUGGCCCGGUGGACCGGCAUGGCACGUGGACAGCACGGGACUGUGAGCUGGUGCACAGGAAUGGGUCCCACGCACGGUGUCGCUGCAGCCGGACGGGCACCUUUGGGGUCCUCAUGGAUGCCUCCCCCCGCGAGCGGCUAGAGGGCGACCUGGAGCUGCUGGCUGUGUUCACCCACGUGGUCAUAUCCGUGUCUGUGGCCGCACUGUUGCUGACCGCAGCUGUCCUGCUGAGCCUGCGCAGCCUCAAGUCCAACAUGCGUGGCAUCCACGCCAAUGUGGCUGCUGCCCUGGGGGUGGCAGAGCUCCUCUUCCUGCUGGGGAUCCACAGGACCCAAAACCAGCUGGUGUGCACCGCGGUCGCCAUCCUCCUGCACUACUUCUUCCUCAGCACGUUCGCGUGGCUCCUUGUGCAGGGGCUGCACCUCUACCGCAUGCAGGUUGAGCCGCGUAAUGUGGACCGUGGUGCCAUGCGUUUCUACCAUGCCCUGGGCUGGGGCGUCCCUGCUGUGCUGCUGGGCCUGGCUGUCGGCUUGGAUCCCGAAGGCUAUGGGAACCCUGACUUCUGCUGGAUCUCGGUCCAUGAGCCCCUCAUCUGGAGUUUUGCAGGCCCUGUCGUCAUUGUCAUUGUGAUGAAUGGGACCAUGUUUCUCCUCGCUGCCCGCACAUCCUGCUCCACUGGGCAGAGGGAGGCCAAGAAGACCUCUGUGCUGACACUUCGCAGCUCCUUUCUGCUCCUUCUGCUGGUCAGUGCCUCCUGGCUCUUCGGCCUCCUGGCGGUCAACCACAGUGUCCUGGCCUUCCACUACCUCCACGCUGGCCUCUCUGGGCUCCAGGGCCUGGUGGUGCUGCUGCUGUUCUGUGUCGUGAAUGCAGACACUCGAGCCGCCUGGACACCAGCCUGUCUAGGCAGGAAGGCAGAGCCCGAGGAGGCCAGGCCAGCAGCUGGGACGGGGCCUGGGGCUUACAACAACACGGCUCUCUUCGAGGAAAGCGGCCUCAUCCGCAUCACUCUCGGUGCCUCCACCAUCUCCUCAGUGAGCAGUGCCCGCUCCGGCCGGACCCAGGACCAAGACAGCCAGCGGGGCCGCAGCUACCUCAGGGACAAUGUCCUGGUUCGACAUGGCUCGGCUGCUGACCACACUGACCACAGCGUCCAGGCUCACGCUGGCCCCACUGACCUGGACGUGGCCAUGUUCCAUCGAGAUGCUGGUGGAGGUGCUGACUCCGACUCUGACAGUGACCUGUCCUUGGAGGAGGAGAGAAGUCUGUCUAUCCCAUCCUCAGAAAGUGAGGACAACGGCCGGACACGGGGGCGUUUCCAGCGUCCUCUCCGCCGAGCAGCGCAGAGUGAGAGGCUCCUCACCCACCCCAAAGAUGUGGAUGGCAAUGACCUCCUGUCUUACUGGCCAGCCCUGGGGGAAUGCGAGGCUACUCCCUGUGCUCUGCAGACCUGGGGCUCCGAAAGGCGCCUGGGGCUGGAUACCAGCAAGGAUGCAGCCAACAACAACCAGCCGGACCUGGCCCUGACCAGUGGAGAUGAAACCUCCCUGGGCCGGGCCCAGCACCAGAGAAAAGGCAUCCUGAAGAACCGAUUGCAGUACCCACUGGUGCCACAGACCCGGGGUGCCCCGGAAUUGUCCUGGUGCCGUGCAGCCACCUUGGGCCACCGUGCUGUGCCGGCUGCCUCCUAUGGUCGCAUCUAUGCUGGAGGGGGCACAGGCAGCCUUUCGCAGCCAGCCAGCCGCUACUCCUCUCGAGAACAGCUGGAUCUGCUUCUUCGCCGGCAGCUGAGUCGUGAGCGACUGGAGGAGGCCCCUGCCCCUGUCCUGCGUCCCCUGAGUCGACCAGGUUCCCAGGAACACCUGGAUGCUGUGCCAGGCCGCCUGGAGCCCAGGGAUCGGGGCAGCACCCUACCACGGAGGCAGCCACCCAGGGACUAUCCUGGCGCCACAGCCGGCUGCUUUGGGUCACGCGAUGCGCUGGACCUAGGGGCGCCCUGCGAGUGGAUGCGCACGCUGCCCCCACCCCAUGGUGCCCGGGACCUUGACCCACAGCCCCCGCCUCUGCCACUAUCUCCCCAGCGACAACUGUCAAGGGACCCCCUCUUGCCAUCCCGGCCCCUGGACUCUCUGUCCAGGAAAUCGAACUCGGGGGAGCGGCUGGACCAUGUGCCUAGCCGGCACCCCUCACGAGAAGGCCUCGGGCCCCCACCGCAGCUGCUCAGAGUCAGGGAAGACCCAGCCAGUGGCCCCAGCCACGGCCCCUCCACAGAGCAGCUGGACAUUCUGUCCUCCAUCCUUGCCUCCUUCAACUCCUCAGCUCUCUCCUCUUCCGUGCAGUCCUCAAGCACACCCUCGGGCCCUCACACCACAGCCACGCCUUCUGCCACAGCUUCUGCUCUUGGGCCCUCCACGCCACGUUCUGCCACGUCCCACAGCAUCUCGGAGCUGUCCCCGGACUCAGAACAAAGGGACACACAGGCACUGCUGUCCACAACGCACGCGAUGGAGCUGAGGAGGCGAGACUACCAUGUGGAGCGGCCACUGCUGAACCAGGAACGUCUGGAGGAGCUGGGAAGGAGGGGUUCAGCAGCUGGGACCCGCCAAUGGCGAAUCUGGUUUCGGUGUUCCCGUGCUCGGGCCCGAGCCCUUCUGCUCCAAUACCUCCCAAUUUUGGCCUGGCUACCCCAGUAUCCAGUGCGUGAGUGGCUUCUGGGUGACCUGUUGUCUGGCCUGAGUGUGGCCAUUAUGCAGCUACCACAGGGCCUGGCCUACGCCCUUCUGGCUGGACUGCCCCCUGUGUUUGGCCUCUACAGUUCCUUCUACCCUGUCUUUAUCUAUUUCCUAUUCGGCACUUCCCGGCACAUCUCCGUGGGCACUUUUGCUAUCAUGUCCGUGAUGGUGGGCAGUGUGACAGAAUCGCUGGCCCCAGAUGAGGCCUUCAUGCAGGACUUGAACUCCACAGUCAAUGUAACGGCCAGAGACGCUGCCCGGGUGCAGCUGGCCUCCACACUCAGUGUCCUGGUUGGCCUCUUCCAGGUGGGGCUAGGCCUGGUGCAUUUCGGCUUUGUGGUCACCUACCUGUCUGAGCCUCUUGUCCGCGGCUAUACCACAGCUGCAUCCGUGCAUGUCUUCGUCUCGCAGCUCAAGUAUGUGUUUGGCCUCUAUCUGAGCAGCCGCUCUGGGCCGCUGUCCCUCAUCUAUACAGUACUGGAGGUCUGCUGGAAGCUGCCCCAGAGCGUGGUGGGCACCAUGGUGACCGCAGUUGUGGCAGGGGUGGUACUCGUGCUGGUGAAGCUGUUGAAUGACAAACUACGUCGACAUCUGCCCCUGCCGAUCCCUGGGGAGCUGCUUACGCUCAUCGGGGCCACGGGCAUCUCCUACGGCGUGGGCCUGAAGCACAGAUUUGGGGUGGAUGUCGUGGGCAAAAUCCCUGCAGGGAUGGUGCCUCCAGUGGCCCCCAGCCCCCAGCUGUUUGCCAAGCUUGUGGGAAAUGCCUUCGCCAUCGCUGUGGUUGGGUUCGCCAUUGCCAUCUCGCUGGGGAAGAUUUUCGCCCUGAGGCAUGGCUACCGGGUGGACAGCAACCAGGAGCUGGUGGCCCUCGGCCUUAGUAACCUCAUUGGGGGCAUCUUCCAGUGCUUCCCUGUGAGCUGCUCUAUGUCCCGGAGCCUGGUUCAGGAGAGCACCGGGGGCAACACACAGGUGGCUGGAGCCGUCUCCUCCCUCUUCAUCCUCAUUAUCAUCCUCAAACUUGGUGAACUCUUCCAAGACCUGCCCAAGGCAGUCCUGGCAGCCGUCAUCAUCGUGAAUCUGAAGGGCAUGCUGAUGCAGUUCAGAGACAUAUGCUCCCUCUGGAAGGCAAAUAGAGUGGAUCUGCUCAUCUGGCUGGUGACCUUUGUAGCCACUAUCCUGCUGAACCUGGACCUUGGUCUGGUAGUGGCAGUAGUCUUCUCCCUGCUGCUCGUGGUGGUCCGCACACAGAUGCCCCACUACUCUGUCCUGGGCCAGGUGCCAGACACGGAUAUUUACAGAGAUGUGGCAGAGUACUCAGAAGCCAGGGAGGUCCCAGGCGUGAAGGUGUUCCGCUCCUCGGCCACCGUGUACUUUGCCAACGCUGAGCUCUACAGUGACGCGCUGAAGCAGAGGUGCGGUGUGGACGUGGACCACCUCAUCUCCCAGAAGAAGAAGCUGCUCAGAAAGCAGGAGCUGAAGUUGAAGCGACUGCAGAAGGAGAAUAAGCUCCUGAAACAGGCUGCCGCCUCCAAGGGCACUUCGGUUUCCAUCAAUGUCAACGCCAGUGUCACCGACAUCGGCAGCAGCAAUGCAGAGGACUCCAAGGCCAAGCAGGGGACUGCAGGGAAUGAGCUAGAGGAUAUGGCAGCCAGGGGUCCAGAAGAUGCCAAGGCCCCAGACAUGUCCUCACUGAAGGCCCUGGGCCUGCCUCAGCCAGAUUUCCACAGCCUCAUCCUGGAUCUGGGCGGCCUCUCCUUUGUGGACACUGUGUUCCUCAAAAGCCUGAAGAAUAUUUUCCGUGACUUCCGGGAGAUCGAGGUGGAAGUGUACAUGGCCUCCUGUCACUCUCCUGUGAUCACCCAGCUUGAGGCCGGGCACUUCUUUGAUGCAACUAUCACCAAGCAGCAUCUCUUUGCCUCUGUCCACGAUGCUGUCAUCUUUGCACUCCAGCGUCUGAGGUCCGGCCCCGUCAGCCCUGUUUCGGUUACCAAACUCUGACCGUGCUGCCCCCUGCCUGAGACUGCUCACGUCUGGAGGUUGUGAUGGGGUACCCAUGAGAACCCCCAACCCCUGGGCUGCCUCCACGUGUUCCCCAGGAGUCCCCUCCACAUGCACACACACACAACUCAGGGAUGGAGGUCCUGGGACUCCAAGUUCAAUGCUCUAGGCCUGCGAUGAGGCACUGGGCAAGUUGGAGGAGCAUGCAUGUUUUUAGUCUCAGGAAUAAAGAUUUGUUUGCCCAA